Molecule: messenger RNA, 198 nt
Organism: Haemonchus placei
Lineage: Eukaryota; Metazoa; Nematoda; Chromadorea; Rhabditida; Trichostrongylidae
Source: the annotation of a GenBank genome assembly
UCGAGUUCUUGCCCUUUCCCGACGAUCCCUAAAGUUAAGAAAGGAUGCCAAAUGGAGACAGCUUUCUACUCCCCAUCACAGUGUCCGAAGUUAAUAGAAAACUGCGGUAAGCGGAAGCUAUGCUCGUAUCCACUCUUUGUUUCUGUUCCUUUUAACAUCCGCAAUGACACGUACCCUUUAGCCUCUCCAAUUGGGUAG